CUGUGUAGAGGCGAGACAGUGUUUGGACAAAGGGAGCACACAUUAUAAACCAGGUCAAAGUCCAGUUGUUUUGUGUUUUUUUUAAUGAAGGACUUUGUCCACAGCUUCACAGCAUCAGGCUGAACUGACUGAGAUUAAACAGAGCUUCAGGAUGAUUUCCCUGAGUGAUGGACUCUCUUUUAAAUCUCGGCUCAGUUCUCUCAGAGCUUCAGUUUUUCACCACACAGUGAUUCUCCUUCUGCUGGCAGAGGCAUGUGGAGGUCAGUCUCAGGUGGUUGGACCAUCUGAACCAAUAGUAGCUUUAGUUGGUGAUGAUGUCAUUUUGCCAUGCCACCUGGAGCCUGCAGUUGAUGUUGUUUCUGGGAGUGUGGAGUGGGGAAGACCUGACCUGGAGCCCAGAUUUGUCCACGUGUGGCAUCUAGGUCAAGACCUUCUGGUGAACCAGAACCCGUCUUACCAGGGACGGACGUCAGUAUCUGCCGAGAACCUGAAGCACGGAGACCUGUCUCUGAGACUGUCUGCAGUCAAACACUCUGAUAAUGGGAAAUACAGAUGCUACUUUGCCUCACAGGCCAAAGAAACUACUGUUGAGCUCGUUGUUGGUUCUGUCUCUGCACCUGUCAUAUCAGGGAUUAACCUAAACAGCAGCACAGUGGUGUUAGAGUGUGAGUCUAAAGGCUGGUAUCCAGAGCCUGAGGUGUUGUGGCUGGACGGUGAGGGAAACCUCCUCUCUGCUGGACCUACAGAGACAGUCAGAGGUCCUGAUGACCUCUAUACUGUCAGCAGCAGAGUGACUGUGGAGAAGAGACACAGCAACAGCUUCACCUGUAGAGUCCGACAGAACAACAUCAACCAGACCACAGAGACAGAGAUUCAGAUUUCAGCUGAAUGCUUCCCGGCUACAUCUGUUUCUACUGUUCGUUUCACCAUGGUCUUGGUUGUUAUCCUCAUCUUUACUUGUGUAGCAGCCUUUGUUGUGUGGAAAUGGACACAAAACCAAAUGAAAGAUGCAGAGAUGAAUCAGGAGGAGAGAGAGAGAGAGAAACUUCUGGCAAGGAGCGAGAAAAAGGCAAAACUUGACCAAGAGCUACAGAGGAGAGAGGAGGAGGAGAGAGACUUGGACCAGAUGACUAAAACAGUGACAGAACAGAAGGAGGAACUGCAAAAACUUAUCGAUGAACUCAAACGUCAGAAGGAUGAAAUGCAGAGAGGGAUGGAUGACAUUGAGAAGAGGGCUCAGUCAGUGGAGAAGGAAACAGAAAGUGACAGAGCAAAGGGAUUCUUGCGACUGAAAGAAAUCAUAUUAGAUGCCAAGAGACAGCUGCAGGAGAGAAAACAAGCACAGGAACAAUUGUUAAUGUGUUCACAGACAUUAAUGUGUAAAACAGAUGUUGUGUUUAAAAAGAUGACACAGAGGAAGAAGGGAGUAGAGGAACUGAAAGAGAAAAUCAUCGACCAACUGGAGGAGACAGAGAAACACAGAAAUGAGAUUCAGAGGAAACUGAGGUCAAAGGAGAAAUAUGAAACCUGAGCCACAGAAGUUUUUUUCCUGACGCUGAUAAAGAUUUAUUCAUAUCAGUAAUCAGACAAGUGAACAGCUGUUUCACAGCAUUUUCCUACAUUGUUUUAUGAAUUGUCAUCAGAGGAGUGCAAAAUAGAUGCACAAGUACUAACAUUACUUCCUACAAACUCUUACAAAGUAAUGGAAAUAGUGAUAUUUGCCGAGACUAUGAGACAUUCACCUUCAGAAACACCUGUAUCUGCUGCCACAUGACUGGUUGACUGGACAAUUGCAUGAACAAGCAGCUGUUAACAUCAGCUGGGAUAGACUCCAGCCCCCUGCUGCCCUUAUGAAUAAGCAGUAUAGAUAAUGGAUGGAUGGAUGUGAAGGCAUUUGUUUUAUGAAUAUUUUUGUCUGGGUUCAUAUUCUUUACACUUUACCUUCGUAGCCAUUUCCUACUGUAAAUGCAUUUUAAUAUUUUGUCUUUUUUUCUUUGGUAUGAUUAUCUGAUAAUAAUAACAUGAGUUCUGUUCUUUAUUUUAUGUGUUUGGUUUAACAAAGAUUCCUGAUCAAUGUCCAGAAACAGACUUAAAUAAACUAACAAAUCAAUGCUGAAA
Molecule: messenger RNA, 2118 nt
Organism: Lates calcarifer (barramundi perch)
Lineage: Eukaryota; Metazoa; Chordata; Actinopteri; Centropomidae
Product: butyrophilin subfamily 3 member A2
Exons: 6
Coding region: 152-1531 (459 amino acids)
Source: RefSeq, a predicted model, not a curated record